CAGCGAAAAUCAAAUUUCAACUCAGCAAGACGACUUAAGACGAGGAUCUCUGGACAGUACAUGUCUGUCUGUGCUCAUCUUCACGCGCAGAAGCUCAGAAAGUAUGAGACACGGUCACUUCUUCUUGCUGCUUGCCUUGUUCUGCAAAAUGCCUGCUCUAAGCUUAAGACUCCUCAAAGGCCCCUGACAACUGUGACAAAUGGUUUCAGACAUCCCUGAGGGAAUAGCUCCUGUCCUCUCUAUGCAGCGAACACUUUCAACAAACGGCUCACACUGAUUGAGGUCAGUCAUGCCUCUUUUCGACAAGCGCCGUCCUCCGCCGCUCAAUAUCGAGAUGUGCAAUGCGUUUGCAUGCGAUUACGAAGAAGCCUAUUCGCUUAAGACCAUCAGCGAAUCUCCGUCUACUUUGCCGUCUACUUUGCCAUCACUAGCGCAAUUUCAGUUAUCGCCCAUACAAUCGCAUCGGCAGAAGGAACGUUGGUUGUACGUGACAGCGGCAGUAACCAUUUCCUUGCUCCUGCUGCUCAUGUUGCUCGAGUUCCGCGAUAGUCAAGAGCCCACGACGUUGCGGCCUUUGUCGGACUAUGUUCUCAGACAUCCGCGGUGCGACGAGGUAGUGCGCAAAUGGACCUGGACAAUCGAAGAGCUGAACGGGAAGUUGACGGUCAAUGGCAAAUUUCCAGGACCUCUCGUCGAGGCCAACGUUGGCGACGCCAUCUACAUUACUGUUCGCAAUCGAUUGGACACUGCCACAUCUCUGCACUUCUUCGGACUCAAUACGAGUCAAACAGAGGACGGCAUGCCCUUCAUUUCACAAGAUCCAAUCUUCCCGGGCGAAGAAAUUGCCAUCUCAAUCGAUGCAGCUGAGGCAGGAACAUUCUUGUGGGGAAGCCUGACAGAUGUGCAGCGACUGGAUGGCCUGGCCGGUGUGCUUGUUGUCCACCCUGACUGCAAGCAAGUUGCGCGAGAGUUUGUCUUGCUAGUCUCCGAUGUAUACUCCAAGCCAGCAAGUCAACUCCUCGAUACAUACCUGGCAGGCCCACUUGAACGACCCAUUUCAACAGGCAUUUCAGUGUGUGGAAGAGAUUUGGCUGAAGUUGCGCCGGCGGCGGGUAUGCAGCGCUAUCGCAUUGUUCAUGCUGGGUCCACCACGGUCAGCUUAAUUACUGACACAAGCGAACUUAUCGAGCCUGGUCAAGUGCAGAUCAUCCCUGCCGCACGGUUGAGAUGGUCGCUUGACGCACCUGUCCAUCGCCCAAGUGUUUUGCUUGCAAAGACGCAGGGCAAGGUAGACUACACGCUGACAAUCUCUGUUGAGUCACGCAAUGGUCAUGCUCGACAUACAGUCAACAACAUCUCUUAUGUGCCGGCCAACUAUGCGCUUGCCAGUAAGCCGGUAGCAAGCCCUCUCGGACUGGGUACGCCAUACUCGCCAGACAUACUGACCAUCACACACCAAGGCGAGGUGGCACUGCGUAUAAUCAAUACUCUGCCAACAUUGCAACCGCUCUACUUCCACGGCCAUCAGAUCAGAGAGGGCGGGCAUAUAGCAAGCAUUCCUGCACAUGCUAGCAAAGUGGUGCAUCUAGUAGGAACGCAGAAGGGUCUCUGGGCGGCGCAGAGCAUGGAUGAAUGGAGCGCAGCUUCAGGCUUGACAUUUCUGAUACAGACUAUGUAGGUAUCUAGUAAGCGCGACGCUUCAACACCAACUGCUGCUGGCCGAGCGACGUGAAGCCAAAGACAAAUGUCGAGAGCGCCCAUUUGAUGGAGUCGCCGAGAGACUUGCCAGCUCGCAAGGAGCGGUAAAAGGCAAGCGCUGCCUCACCAGUGUGGGCGAACAGCAGGAAUUUGAUGAUGGCAUCGGCCGUGAAGGGCAACUUCUGGCGCAGAUUGACAAAGAGCGAGGCCUCUGUUUCGUUAGCGAUGUGUUUUGUGAAGCGCAUCAUCUCAUACGCGAUGUCUUCAGGAGGUAGACAAAGCCAUAGACGGCGAAGCUCGUGAGGUUCUUGUUGGUAGGGGGAAGUUCGAAGCUAGACAUGG
Protomyces lactucae-debilis is the source of this 2040-nucleotide messenger RNA. Its product is annotated as multicopper oxidase-domain-containing protein. The record is from RefSeq and is a predicted model, not a curated record. The transcript has a single exon. Bases 290 to 1678 code for a protein of 462 amino acids. NCBI's taxonomy places the organism in Eukaryota, Fungi, Ascomycota, Taphrinomycetes, Taphrinales, Protomycetaceae. Gene Ontology annotation, molecular function: oxidoreductase activity; copper ion binding.